Molecule: messenger RNA, 826 nt
Organism: Tribolium madens (black flour beetle)
Lineage: Eukaryota; Metazoa; Arthropoda; Insecta; Coleoptera; Tenebrionidae
Gene: ytr
Product: U4/U6.U5 small nuclear ribonucleoprotein 27 kDa protein
Exons: 1
Coding region: 159-620 (153 amino acids)
Biological process (GO): RNA splicing
Cellular component (GO): precatalytic spliceosome
Source: RefSeq, a predicted model, not a curated record
UAAGCAACAAAAUGGCAUCCAAAUGACAGAAUUUUGAAACACUAGCGCUUUCGUGUAAAAAAUCAUAACUAAAAUCGACGUUUUUCUGUAUCGAUCUUGACAGUUGUCAAAAUUUUUGUGGAAAAAAAUUGUGUUUUUUUUUGAGUUUUUGGUGAGUGAUGGGACGUCGUAGUCGGUCGAAAUCCCCCUACGGGUCUAGACGUCGGGAUAGGGACCGGGACAGGGACAGGGAUAGGGAACGGGACCGGGAGCGAGAGAGAGAGCGCCACAGACGGAAAAGGUCGAAGGAGAGGUCCAGGGAUAGGGAAAGACGGCACGAGAGGGAACCUCGACGAAGGUUUUCGCGGUCUUUGACGAGGUCCAGAUCAAGAUCUGUGGAGAAAAAAUCGAAGCCUUUGCAGCCGGAAAGACCGGUUGUCACUGCCGCCGACUUGGAGGGUAAAAGUGCCGAUGAACAAGAAAUGAUGAAGUUGAUGGGUUUUUGUAGUUUUGAUACCACGAAAGGGAAGAAAGUUGAAGGGAAUGACGUUGGUGGUGUUCAUGUUAUCUUGAAAAGAAAAUACAGGCAAUACAUGAACCGGAAAGGGGGAUUUAAUAGGCCGUUGGACUUUGUGGCGUGAAGGGUUUUAUUUACCUCAAUCAUCAGGAGAAAGACUUGAUACCUCGGUGUUAUGUAGUAUACAAAGUUUUGAAAUGUUAUUUCACAUCUUUGUUGAUGGAUAAGGAAAGGACUUUACGGGUUGUUCAUCAUCUUAUUUAAGUUUCAUUUUUAUUUGUAAUAAUUCAAUUUUUGUAUUGAUAAACAUAAUAAAUGAUUAACUUUCAA